CAUAAACUACUCUCUCCACUAGACCCAACGCCCCUAAUAUCAAAUGACAAUGAAGCCUUCAUCAAGAUCAUCACAAAGCAAACGUUUCAUCCUCUCAUCUCUCACCUUCAUCUUGUUCCUCUGUGCAUUAGCUUCCAUCAACGAGAUCCGAUUCGACACAUUCUUGAUGUUCGGAAGAUGCGCUUUUUCCAAUGUUCCUCUCGAUCCGUCCCACAACUCGUCUUCAUUUACAUCCAAUGUCACGUCUGAUGGUGACGACAUUCGGAUUCUGAUCGGGAUCCUGACGCUUCCCGAUCAAUACCAUCGUCGUCAUUUCCUUCGACUCAUAUACGGUACGCAGUCUCCGAUGGGGGCACAAGUAGAUGUGAAGUUUGUUUUGUGCAACCUCACUAAGGAAGAUCAGAAGGUGUUGGUUGCACUUGAGAUAAUGCGGUAUGAUGACAUUAUAAUCCUCGACUGCAAAGAGAACAUGAACAAGGGCAAGACGUACACUUUCUUUUCGAGCUUACCGGAGAUAUUCAACUCGUCGGAUCGACCGUAUCCUCCGUACCAUUACGUGAUGAAAGGUGACGACGAUACGUACUUGAGAUUGGAGAACUUGGUGGAGUCGUUAAGGCCGUUGCCGAGAGAAGACUUGUAUUACGGCUAUGUGAUCCCAUGCCCCAGCAUGGACCCAUUUGUUCAUUACAUGUCCGGGAUGGGAUAUUUGGUGUCCUGGGACAUAGCCGAGUGGGUUCGAGAAUCAGACAUCCCUAAAAACCAUUUGGAAGGACCGGAGGAUAAGGUGUUCGGAGAGUGGCUCCGAGACGGGCAUCGGGCUAAAAACAGGUUCAAUGCUAAGUGGUCGAUGUACAAUUAUCCGGAGCCGCAGACAAGGUGCACGCAUGAGCUCUGGCCGGACACCAUCGCUGUGCAUUUGUUGAAGAAACAGGAGAUAUGGAUUCACACCUUGAAGUAUUUCAAUGUUACCAGCAAUUUGAAACCAUCCAAGUUAUAUCACAUACCCUAG
Hibiscus syriacus is the source of this 1009-nucleotide messenger RNA. Its product is annotated as hydroxyproline O-galactosyltransferase GALT3-like. The record is from RefSeq and is a predicted model, not a curated record. Gene Ontology annotation, cellular component: Golgi membrane. The transcript has a single exon. Gene Ontology annotation, molecular function: hexosyltransferase activity. The coding region runs from base 44 to 1009 and encodes 321 amino acids. Lineage: Eukaryota; Viridiplantae; Streptophyta; Magnoliopsida; Malvales; Malvaceae.